AUGGCUAAUGAUGAAUAUGAUUUUCUCUUCAAAGUUGUCCUGAUUGGUGAUUCCGGCGUUGGAAAGUCCAAUCUGCUGAGUCGUUUCACCCGUAACGAGUUCAACCUCGACUCCAAAUCCACUAUCGGUGUCGAGUUUGCCACCCGUUCGAUUCAGGUUGAUUCCAAGACAAUCAAAGCCCAGAUAUGGGAUACUGCUGGUCAGGAGAGGUACAGGGCCAUCACUUCGGCUUACUACCGAGGUGCGGUGGGCGCUCUAUUGGUUUAUGACAUCUCGAAGCACACAACCUACGAGAAUGUUACCCGCUGGCUCAAGGAGCUUAGAGAUCACGCCGAUAGCAAUAUUGUUAUCAUGUUGGUUGGAAAUAAGAGUGAUUUGAGGCAUCUGAGGGCGGUACCAACAGACGACGCGAAGAACUUUGCUGCUGAGAACCACCUCUCGUUUAUUGAGACUUCUGCGCUUGAUGCCAGCAAUGUUGAGCUUGCUUUCCAGAACAUUUUAACAGAAAUCUACCGAAUUGUCUCAAGCAAAGCACUCGAUGGUGGCGAUGCGCACCCGGUACCCCCCGUCGGUGGUAGCCAGCCCAUCGUAAUCAGCAACUCGGCCGACGCCCCUUCAAAGGACGGAAAGUGCUGUUGA
Molecule: messenger RNA, 639 nt
Organism: Morchella importuna
Lineage: Eukaryota; Fungi; Ascomycota; Pezizomycetes; Pezizales; Morchellaceae
Exons: 5
Coding region: 1-639 (212 amino acids)
Biological process (GO): exocytosis
Cellular component (GO): recycling endosome
Molecular function (GO): GTP binding; GTPase activity
Source: RefSeq, a predicted model, not a curated record